Molecule: messenger RNA, 2457 nt
Organism: Labrus bergylta (ballan wrasse)
Lineage: Eukaryota; Metazoa; Chordata; Actinopteri; Labriformes; Labridae
Source: RefSeq, a predicted model, not a curated record
CCCGCCACCAAAGCUGAAAUCUCACAUUCUGGAAUGACUGUCUGAAGAAAUUCUUAAAUUCAAAGCCUAUCCAACUGACAAUAAUCUUACUGACGUUGCAGAAGCACUUGUGAAAAAACAUCCUUGUCUGAGGGAGCAAGGAUCCUUCAAUGGCUGUUAUGGGUGGAAGAUUAGCCUCAAAUACAAAAUGGCCAACUUCCGGUCCAAACUGAGGGGCCUUGGUUGUCCUGAGGUGAUGAUAAAUUCACUAAAGAACAAGAACCAAGACAAGCGUUUGGCAGCAUUGAAUGUGAAAAAGCCCAGGAGGGCAGAAGUUAAUUACUGUCCUCAGCAUCCAAAAGGAGAAACCGCUGAGAGUCUGGAGAAGGAAAGAGUCGCACUGCUUUCAGAAAAUAAGAAGAACAACAACGACCAUAUUGUGACAUUGACAAUGGAGAAGACCUUCUCAUACAGGAGGCAAGAAAUCCUUGCAGGAGAGCCUUUGGUUGCAGACUUCAAGAGCAGAUGGCCAGCUCUGUUCAAUGCGAAAGAGAUCGAUAAGGAGUUCCAUCGCAUAUCAACUGUACCUCUACUUUCUACAUUCUUUGCUGCUUUCGACCGGUUCUCUCCGCGCCUGAUGGAGAUAUUUCGGUGCAAAGGUGGAGCGCCUGGAAGAAGAAUAAGACACGUCAUGGUGGAUAUUUCCAAGGACGACACAAUUCAUACAAGACGUGCAUGUGUCCUCAAGUCAUUGUGCAUCUACUUGAACGAAGACCCAGAGAAACUUGUUAAGGAUUAUAUGGGCACAGCAUUCAGUGGUGAUGAAUAUGCCUCUGCUAUUGACAAUCUUCUGCAGGAGUUUGAUCAGCGUUUUGUUGACUUCAAGGAACACCGGGUCACUUUCCAGGUAUUUGCAGACCCUUUUUCAGCUGAUGUUGAGAGUGUCCCAAAUUUUUUUUCAAGUCCACUCCAUACAAUCAGUGUUUACAUUUUUGGUCCAAGUGUGCUUAUACUUAGCUGCUCUGCCCUUCUCUUUCUCUAUUCUCCCUCUCCCUCCACUCCUCUUUCCCUCCGGUCCUUCCAGUCUCGAAUGGAGGAUCGUCUGGACAGACUGGAUGAUGCAAUCCUCGUUCUAAGGAACCAUGCCGUGGGCUCCACCGCCAGUCUGCCCAGUGACUUGCAGAGUCUGCUGGGACAGGCGCAAAAUGGGCCAAUCGCAGCAAUUGGAGCAAACUUCCCUGCCUCUGCAUUGGUUGCAAAUCGGACAGCAGCAAUGCAGGGUGGUGCCCACGCUGAUGAUGCCGUCGGUCUCAACAAUAGCCAUGGAGGUCUGCCCAGCACCUGCUCUACAUCCACCGCAGAACUCAACCAACAGUUGGAAGCAUUCAGAGGUCUUACUUCAGCCCUGGCUGGCCAUCUGCCUGCCGCCCUGGAGCUGAAGGUGGAGAAACAGGACAAGGAUGAGAUGGAGGAUAACCUCUCUGCUGAUGACAGGUCUGAUGAUGAGAGCGACAAAAGAGAUAUGAGGACACCCAGACCUGGCACACGUACAAGCAUCACUGAAGAUGAGGACCUGAAUCCGGAGCAGAAGGCUGAGCGUGAGCGCGAGAGGAGGAUGGCCAACAACGCUCGUGAACGCCUGAGGGUGCGGGACAUUAACGAGGCCUUCAAGGAGCUGGGUCGCAUGUGUCAGCUGCACUUAAAGAGCGAGAAGCCCCAGACCAAACUGCUCAUCCUCCACCAGGCCGUGGCUGUCAUACUUAACUUGGAGCAGCAAGUCAGAGAGCGGAAUUUGAACCCCAAAGCAGCCUGCCUUAAGAGGAGGGAGGAGGAGAAGGUGUCCAGAGGCUCCAUUGAUGCUCAACAAGCUCACACAGGGGUCCAUUCAGGCCUGACUGAUGCAUCCAACCCCAUGGGCCACCUCUGAGUAGCAGACAGAUCAAAAUGAUCCAGAACAUUUCUGUCCCAUUUGAGUCAGUGUUCUUGCUUACCAGUGACAGACAGGACUCUCAGUUUGUGAAACCAGUUGGAGGAGACAGACCACUUGAAGGAAAACUACGAGGCUCACACAAACCAAUCCUUUGAUUGAAGAAUGAAACAGGCGUCCAGCUUCCAGUUACCAGUUUUCAUCUGCAAAUUUCUUCCCAAAAAGAAAAAAAAAAAAACCUUCAGCACAUAUCAAUGUCUGCAAGAAGUGUGUUGCUUCUGAACAAUCAGAGACUUCGCAAUCUCCUCCAACCGUUCAUGGAAAUUGCCUUGUGCCUAUUGACGAAUGCAUUGUAAGAGCAAUUGUUCUUUUGUUUGUCUGGUUCUUUUUUUUUCUAUUUAUUAUGUUACUGAGCUAUAAAGUGUAUGUCUAAAGGGAAAGUGAAGCAAAUUCAGAGAGAAAUAUGCAGCUUUUCAGUUGAUCUAUUGUUUGCCAGUGUCACCGUUAAAACUGAGCACUCCACCCUCAUAAAUCUUUGGCGAGUCUCGAGA